Aspergillus niger is the source of this 1130-nucleotide messenger RNA. RefSeq lists its product as uncharacterized. The annotation marks the transcript as partial. NCBI's taxonomy places the organism in Eukaryota, Fungi, Ascomycota, Eurotiomycetes, Eurotiales, Aspergillaceae. The transcript is spliced from 2 exons. The record is from RefSeq and is a predicted model, not a curated record.
AUGGCUCCUCUGGGCGAAACGAUCGCUGUGAUUGACAAGUCCGGUAAGGUGGUGAGCACGAGCAAGCACCUGUUCGGCGUGUUCAGUCAAGCCAAGAAUGCCUAUCGCGAGCGCAAAGCUCAAUUUCAGUCUGAACGGAACGCCAAGAUUGCCGAGAAGGAGGCACUGAGGGCUCUUGAGAACUACCAUAUCGAUGAUGCGCCUUCAGUCGCAUCCUCUCGAAGGAGCCGUUCCCGACACCAUUCAGGCCGCAGCCACUACGCUCGUGAACCUUCGGUCUAUGAAGAAAAUGUGCAAUGGCAGGACCCUUAUGCCGAUCCUUAUGGUGUUCGACCAGGGGAAAUGGUCCGCCGUCAUACCCAUGACGUCGCCAUGCGUGGUCCAGAGCGACCAACCACCAGCCGCUCCAAGUCCGAUGCUCAUGUCGACAUGGACCUAGCAUACGGCGACUUCCACCCUUCGGCCCUAGAGACAGUACCACCACCUCCCGAACCACAAAACCAGCUCCAAAGAAUUGAGAAUCCGGAACUAAAUACUCUUGUGGAUCGGGCGCAGUGGCUCCUAGAGGAAGCUGACUGCAUGCAACAUACUGCGACCGCCACUAUUGCACAUCUUCAGAAGAAUCCAGAUGCCAUGGCUGCUGUAGCUCUCACCUUGGCCGAGAUCAGCAACAUAGCCACAAAGAUGGCCCCAUCUGCGCUUUCAACCCUCAAGGCUGCGGCCCCAACAGUCUUCGCCCUGCUUGCAAGCCCACAAUUCUUGAUCGCAGCGGGUGUUGGUAUCGGAGUCACGAUUGUCAUGUUUGGUGGCUACAAGAUUGUCAAGCAGAUCCAGAACGCCACCACCGCUACUCCCAGCAGCCCUAUGAGGGCAGCGGCAGCUCCCGAGGAAGAUCCUGGCAUGGAUGACAUGAUGGAGUUUAACACCGAAUGUCUAAGCACUGUCGAAAUGUGGCGGCGCGGCGUAGCGGACGCCGAGGCCGACAGCGUUGGCACGUCCGUCGAUGGAGAGUUCAUCACACCUAAAGCAGCAGCAAUGUCAGGCAUUGAUGUGACUACGGCACGAAUGUCGCGGGACCCGCGAUUCAAGUUCGACGACGAUGAUCAGUCGAUGGCAUCAUCUCGCAGAUC